AUGAAAUCUACUAUAACGCUAGAAGAAGUAGUAAAUACAUUAGAUAAUCUUCCUUCACCAUUAGCAACCAGGAUGCCGAACAUCAAGGUUUUCAGUGGUAGCUCUCAUCAAGACUUAGCCCAAAAAAUUGUGGAUCGAUUAGGAAUCGAUUUGGGCAAAGUAGUAACCAAAAAAUUCAGCAACAUGGAAACAUGUGUUGAAAUCGGCGAGUCGGUUCGUGGCGAAGAUGUGUAUAUUGUGCAAAGUGGAAGUGGUGAAAUUAAUGAUAAUCUUAUGGAGUUGUUGAUUAUGAUUAAUGCGUGUAAAAUUGCGUCUGCUUCUCGCGUUACAGCCGUUAUUCCCUGCUUUCCCUAUGCAAGGCAAGAUAAAAAGGAUAAAAGCCGAGCUCCUAUUACCGCUAAACUUGUCGCCAAUAUUUUGUCUGUGUCUGGUGCUGAUCAUAUCAUAACAAUGGAUCUCCAUGCAUCCCAAAUUCAAGGAUUCUUUGACAUACCUGUUGAUAACCUAUUUGCGGAACCUGCUGUACUGAAGUGGAUAAAGGAGAAUAUUCCUGACUGGAAGACGAGUAUUGUAGUAUCGCCUGAUGCUGGUGGUGCUAAAAGAGUGACCUCUAUUGCUGACCGUCUGAAUGUGGAGUUUGCUCUUAUUCAUAAGGAGAGAAAAAAAGCUAAUGAGGUAGCUUCAAUGGUACUGGUAGGUGAUGUUAAAGACCGCAUUGCUAUCUUAGUGGAUGAUAUGGCUGAUACUUGUGGUACUAUUUGCCAUGCUGCUGAGAAGUUAAUUGAGGCCGGCGCCAUUAAAGUGUAUGCAAUUUUAACUCAUGGAAUAUUCUCUGGACCUGCAAUUUCAAGAAUUAAUAAUGCUUGCUUAGAAGCAGUUGUUGUCACAAACACUAUACCCCAAGAGAGGCAUAUGCAAGACUGUCCAAAAAUUCAGUGUAUUGAUGUAUCUAUGAUGCUAGCAGAGGCUGUCCGUCGCACACAUAAUGGAGAAUCUGUGUCUUAUCUCUUCUCAAAUGUUCCAUAUUAG
Pieris macdunnoughi is the source of this 1029-nucleotide messenger RNA. Lineage: Eukaryota; Metazoa; Arthropoda; Insecta; Lepidoptera; Pieridae. The record is from the annotation of a GenBank genome assembly.